Molecule: messenger RNA, 1044 nt
Organism: Fulvia fulva
Lineage: Eukaryota; Fungi; Ascomycota; Dothideomycetes; Mycosphaerellales; Mycosphaerellaceae
Exons: 1
Coding region: 1-1044 (347 amino acids)
Molecular function (GO): hydrolase activity
Source: RefSeq, a predicted model, not a curated record
AUGAAUAUAAGCCGGGCUUCUACCGCAUUCUGUGUGCUCCGACGAGCUCAAUCCUUUACACGCCCAUCGCAUCAACAUCUACAUCUGCCCGCUACCAAGCCUCAUCGCUACUUCCGCAGCAUGGCGCAAGACAUCUACACCAACGGAAGCCUCCAGCCAAAGAAAGUCAGCUUUCCAAGUGGCGACGGCCAUGUUGUGGCCCAUCUCUACCUCCCGCCACACCACAACAACUCCAAACGCUACCCAGGAGUCGCCAUUGCCGGACCUUUCAGCACCGUCAAAGAGCAGGUAGGGGGAACGUACGCCAGCCAGCUAGCCCGGAAACACGACAUCAUCGCCCUUUCGAUCGACUACCGCAAUUAUGGCGAAAGCAGUGGCAACAAACGCCAAUACGAGGACCCAGCUUCGAAGAGUCAAGAUCUUUCAGCAGCUGUAUCAUAUCUCAACAAACGUCCUGAUGUCUCAGGUGCAGGCCUUCUGGGCAUCUGUACCUCAGGCGGCAACGUCCUAUAUGCCGCCGCGCAGGCCUCCCAUGCCCAAGCCGUGGCGACAGUAGCCGGCUUCUUCACCGACUCUUCCGUGGCUACCAUGCUAUUCGGUGGCCAAGAAGGCAUCGACAAACGUCUCGCAGCUGGUCGCGCGGCUCAGGAGAAAUUCGACAGCACGGGCGAAAUCGAGACGAUUCGCGCAUAUCACAAUACUGACUUGACAGCCGCGUCGGUCAGCUCCGCAGAUUACUACAUGGACAAGUCUCGUGGUGGCGGUGUAGCAGCGUGGAGGAAUGCGUUCGCGGUUAUGGCUCGGGAGAAAUGGAUCAAAUUUGAUCCUAUCUCUCAGGCGGGAGAAGUCACGGCUCCUACGCUCAUUGUGCAUUCGGAAGGAGCUGCGUUUCCAGACCAGGCGAGGAAGGUCUAUGAGGCCUUGAAGGGGGAGAAGGAGCUUGUGUGGGCCGAGGGAGGGCAUUUCGACUUUUAUGAUGUUGAGUCGACGGUGAGCGAGGCCGCAGAGAGGGUUGCGAAGCAUUUCCACAAGAUGCUCCAGUGA